Molecule: messenger RNA, 2168 nt
Organism: Xenia sp. Carnegie-2017
Lineage: Eukaryota; Metazoa; Cnidaria; Anthozoa; Malacalcyonacea; Xeniidae
Exons: 9
Coding region: 555-1637 (360 amino acids)
Molecular function (GO): protein binding
Source: RefSeq, a predicted model, not a curated record
CAUCAUGUGAUGUGUUUACAUUUGGGAGUUCCCUUAAACAGUUUCGAAACUUUUUAGUUAUUGCUUUCAGUUUAAAUGUUUGUUUAUUCGCUCUCCUUGCUUUUAAACAGGCUGACUGCAGCAGCAUGCUCAUACUCAAGGUGUUGUAACUUAUCGUCUUGUAUUUGUGAAUUUAACAUUGGUUUCGAAAUCGGACAUUUGGAAGGACGACUGCGGAAGUCAUAGCUUUUCGAAGAAAGUGCGAUUUUUCCGUUGGUGCAACUUAAGCAAUUUUUCUUGGAGUUCAAGAUGACUUCGAAAUUUUUAAUGAUUUUUGUCUUAGCCAUGUUUGCUUGCAAAGGUUGUGCUGAUAAGCCAAAGUUCAAAUAUAUUGAACGAAAUCUUUUGAAGAUUACGUACGACUCAAGCGUGAAUCGAGCUUUAUACCUGUGCUGCAAUGUAUCGGAGCAAGCAAAAUAUAAAAGACUUGAAAUGAUGAAAUGUUCAGUACUACAUUUCUCAAUUUGUCCCGUAUACAAGAUGAUAACAAACUGUGCAAGUAAAGGCAGUCAGACAUGUUGCAAGAUAGAUUUUGUUGUCACUCAAUUAAAAUGAAUGGGUACAUUGGUAAAGUCAAUGACAGUGGCAGUGUACCACCAAGCGAGGUUGCCACUUAUGUAACCACCAAACUUGGUCAAAUACCAAAAUCUGUAUUGGAGCUAAACGUCACAACCAAUUCGCAGCAUGGUUUGACUAUAAAGUGGAUACCAUUGAAAGAGGAUGAUGUGUAUCUUAACCAAAAUGCUGCAUAUACUUAUCUUCUUCAGUGUCAGUCAUCUGAUCCUUAUGCUAAGGUCAUUCGAAUGAAAGUUGGAGAUGUGUAUAGGACUGAAUUGCCAUAUUUAAGUUACUUCGUUGAUGCAAGAAGUUUGUCAGCCAUUACCAAAUACUGUUGCUGUCUUGUUGUUGUGAAUAUGGUUACUAGUUUAGAAUCCGAAGAAACAUGUAAAAAUAUUGUGACUUCGGAGCAAGCCCCUUCCUCAGCUCCUGUGAUUCUCUGUGGUAACAGCUCACAUGUAUGCCAUUCAAUUGUCAAUGGUAAUAAACGAAGUAUUAUCGUGUUGUACAAGCUUCCACCUCCUGCAAGCACAAAUGGGAAAAUUAUACGAAACAUGAUAUACUACAAGACUGCCAACAACGACACGUAUGACCAACUUCUCGUAAAUGGCUCAGAAACGCAGGCUGUAAUUGAGAAUGCAACCACGGAUGAGGAUUAUGACGUAUUCAUGACGUCAUGUAACACGGUGGACUGCAGUGCAGUCAGCAACACAGUCCGCAUUGCGGCGAUAUUGAAAAAAAUUACUUCGUGGAAAAAUUACUUAGUGAUUAUAUUGUCAGUGAUCAUGUCUAUCGUCGUUGUUACUGGGUUCAUUAUUUUUGUCUUGCGAAGACAUCAACGGCGGAAGUUGAUCGACCCUCUCGAAACGUUAUCGCCUAAAUUUGAAGCGUCGUAUCGUUAUCCCGUGAAUGAUUCACCCAACACAGAGUACGAUGUAAUCAAACUCGACAACGUCAAUCUUGACAGUAACUCCAACAUCCGCAGGGACCCGUCUGUUGUGGUCAGUAAUCCCAUGGUAACCACCGCUGACGCAAAGUAACAACUCGUCCAAAAUAAGCUCGAGCAUGAAAUGCGUCACAUUAAAUUCACGUGAUACAAUCCUCGCCUUCUUGCCACCAUGUUGGAUAAAACAUUCUCACGUUUGCAUAGAAAGGUUAAGUUUACCGCUCGUAAUUACUCGAUUAGUCACUUUCAUUUCUACGGUAAAUAGAAACAUAUUUGUAUUUACCGGCUGGUGAAGGUCCGCAUUGUAAACUAUUUUCACGAGGUGUCAGAAGGCUAAAGGCCAAUCCAGUCAGAGCAACUUGCCGCGCGCGCGACUAUUUGAGAUCACUUUCUUUUCAAUCGUAAGCUCUCGACCGUAACAGUUUCACACUGCCGCACACAAUUCAAAAGAACAUGAUCCCAAAAAGUCGAUCGCGCGAAAAUUUGCACUGAAUGGAAAUCAGCCUUAAGGGACGCUUCCGAGGCCGGGAGAAAAUGUUUUUCCGCAAGGACCGAACUGAACUGUAAAUAAUGUUUUUAUUUUUUUAAUUUCAUAAUUGAGCAAGUGGUCUGGAUGGUAAAAUCA